Molecule: messenger RNA, 1980 nt
Organism: Grosmannia clavigera kw1407
Lineage: Eukaryota; Fungi; Ascomycota; Sordariomycetes; Ophiostomatales; Ophiostomataceae
Product: sialidase-like protein
Exons: 1
Coding region: 1-1980 (659 amino acids)
Source: RefSeq, a predicted model, not a curated record
AUGUCCACUUUGGCAGCGGAUCUUGCUUUUGAUUUCACAUUUCCUUCCGGCGAGCCGGCCACGCCACCCACAACCUCAUACUCUUAUGAUCCAAAUUUGCUGGAUGUUCCCUAUCAGCACCAUCCCAACCACGGUCUCAUCGGUGGCCGUCAUGGCGACUAUCGUGGGCACUCUCGCUCCGCUUCACAAUGCUCGGCAUACUCGGCCUAUUCGUUUGCCUCCUCCACUCCUUCGGAGUCGUUUCUGAGUGUUGCCGGCAGCUUCAACACAGCCCCCAGCACUCGCAAUAGCACACCAGCUCGCUCUCCCAUCCGCACGCAUGGCCCGUUGCUGCUUCCAAAAAUUCGGUCUCGGGAUCAAGCUUUAGGUUCAGAUGAUGCAUAUGCCAAUGCGUACUCCCCGCCGAAGCGUGCAAAGACAUCCCCAGCUCCCCAGGCAGUUCCUCGUGGCCGAUCCACUGCUGCUGUCCACCGUCGCCGUCCCACCUAUCCUGUGGUAGCGAGGCAUGUCUGCAGCUUCACAAGCCCAGAUCCUGGCAUGUUUCCUUCUCGCUCGUUCUCCGAGCACAACACUUCGCCGGAGCGUGCUGUCUCCAGGCCAUUGUCGUCUUUUGAGUCCACGCCACCCCCACCCACAUUAUUGUGCUCGUCUGUCGACUUUGUGCUGAAACACGACGGUUCUCUGACUAUCGAUCCUGGACGGCGCGCUUCGUAUUGCAAUCUGGACGAUGGCAGCCGCAACGAUGACCAAGCCAAGUUUGAGUAUGGCUUUGCUCCGUAUCCCGGUACUGUGCCAAGCGCAACCAUAUCAGACAUGACUGCUGUGCCGACCGACUCCACCGAAGAUGCUUAUUUAUACCAGCACCAUAGGUAUGGAUCUCGCGCUCUUUCGCCGUUUUCCGUGGAAUCCAUAUCGGUUGAAGCCACACCUGAGCCAAUGCUUCCUCCAGCUGUUGCCGCUGCUGCGCCGGUGGCGGGUCCCAGCUCCAGCCUCCUCAACUACCUCACUGCUCCAAAUCCAGCUCCGGCUCUUGUCCGCACCAUCUCCUUUCCUCUGCGCGACCCCAGCACAAAGCAUUUUUGGUGGGACAUUCGCCAGGUGCGGUCGUGGUCAGCCUUUUCCGCCACAGGGCUUCUGUCCCUUCCAGGAGCCACGGCCGUGCUUUCAUGUCCUGUGCCUGUGUCCUUUCUGCCACCCCAGCAGACAGCCACUUGCCAGCACCCAGAGACCGAGAUAGAGCUGCAGUCGAUUUGCGCAGGCCACUACCUGCCGCGCGUAAACUUUUCCCUCACACUGUCGUCGCCGCGACCCAUUCAAUUAGCCAUGGCAGGCGACGUCUUCGUUGGAAGAACAGCUGGCGAUGCCUCUUCGGCCACUGCACUGUUUGGCGGCAAACCCACCGCUCGUGUUGUUGGACUCGUUAAGAGCUACGAUCGCUUCAAUACGGGCAUGCGUGUCGAGGGAAAUGUGAAGAAGGUGGAGUAUUUGCGUGGGCUAGCACACUUGCACCACCUAAUGCGCGAGCACAGCUGUCGGUAUGGAUUUAUCCUGACCGAAAUUGAGCUGGUGGUUGUCCGCAACGGAACGGAAAUGACGCCUCUGUUUGGCCAAGUUGAAGUUGCUAGUGUGCCGCUGGCCACGACUGUCGAGAGCCCGGAAAUUGGUUCCACGCCGCUGACGGCCUGCAUGGCUCUGUGGGGACUGUGUAUGCUGGCGAGUGAUGAAAUGGCAGCAGCAGCUGCUGCCACUGCACGAUCCGAUUCAGACGAGGGCAGUUUGUUGUGUUCACACCACACUCAUAUCGGGGCACCUGCAGAAGGUACUCGCCGCAAAGCUGCCCCUCGCGAUUCCUGGAUGCCCCCCCCUCAGCUUGCUGAGAAGCGGACUGCAAAGAGAGCACGUGGAUGGGUGAUGCCGGAAGAUGCAGUGGGCCGGAAAGAGAUGGGUCGGCGUGGAGUGCGGUAUGGUGGUCCGCAAUAG